AAACCCGAACGACCAACGACCAGCGAUUAGGUUGCUCGAGGCACCCCGUCCCUGGGGAGGCGUGCAGUCAGUACAGCACUGCUGCUGCUGCUGCGGCUUCGACGGAUGCCAUAACCGCACCCAGCUUGUGCCUUGCGACGUCUGUUGAUGAUUCACGUCUCUCUCAUUUUCCAUGGUUUGAUCGAAUAUGUGCCGUGCUGCCGACGACCCUGAUGCUUCAACACCAAUGGCAGACGAUUCAAUGAGCCCGCCAGCCUCAAAACGGCUGAAGAGGAGUUAUGUCGCUUGCCGGCCAUGCCACUCACGCAAAGUCAAAUGUUCGGGCGGGGAACCCUGCCGGAACUGCAAGCAAUCAAACCGCGCGGAAGAAUGUGUAUAUCCCGUCCGUGACCGCAAGAUAAUUGUAUCAGAGCGCUAUCUCAAACAGAUUGAAGCGGAGAAUAAGUCUCUUCGCGAAGAGCAGCGUAUUGACGGCCGCAUCUCAAUCCCUUCAGAAAGGACCAUUUCGACGCCCGGAUCCGCGACAGAAGAACCAGAAGUGGUUGACAAUACUGUUGAAAGAAAUGUGCACAAUCCUCUCGUGCCGGAGAGGGCACGACUUCUCCAUAAUCUCGACGAUGCGAGGCCGCCAGUGUACAUGGGAGAUUCAGCUUGCUCGGCCUUUGGCGCACGUGUGCGUCAAGUCCUCGAUGGCGACCAGUCGGUGCUUCCCAAUAAACCGGGCAUGUAUUACAGGCAUCGCGUGCUCCAGCGCAUUUGCAAGACGGAAUAUUCUUUACCCAAUCGCAACUACGCAAAUCUACUAGUGAGAGUGGUUUUGCGCUUCAUCGGCUCUGACUAUCAUUUGAUGCUCAAGAAGACAUUCAUGGAGCAGCUCGAUGAGACAUACAAGGGCACGCUUCGAGAUCCGGUUUUUCUCUGUCGCAUGUUUAUCAUCUUUGCGCUUGGCGAAAUGUACUCGUGCAGGCCAACAAGGCCAUCGCGGAACGGCCCAGAAGUACCCGGGACCGGAUUCUUCUUGCAAGCCAUGAGUAUUUUUCAAGACUUGCAUGAAGAGGCUACUGUUUCUUACAUUGAAACCGUUGUUCUUGUUGCCUAUUACUCGUUGGCGUUGAACAGACAAAACACUGCAUUCAGUUACAUGGGAGUGGCACUCCGACUAAGUUUAUCACUUGGCCUGCACCGCAAUGUCGGUGAAGAUAGAAUGAUUGGGCCCGUUGAGCGCGAGCAUCGCCUGCGGGUAUGGUGGACUGUAUACAACUUCGACCGCAUGUGUAGCCUAAAGAUGGGGCAUCCUAUAACCAUUCGGGAUGAGGACAUUGACGCCGAGAUACCUUCGAUGGACUUCCUCACAGAGGCAGAGCAGGAAGAGUUUGCCGACCCGACCCAUCUGGCCGCCAAAGUGACGCUGUCGAGAAUAACCGGCAAUAUUCUGACCGACAUCUACCGGAUUCGGAGACCAGGUCAGCAGCAUAACUUUAUCCAAAGUGUGCAUAAGAUCUUGACCAGCUUGAGGUCGUGGAGUGAUUCUCUGUCCCCAAACUGGAGAGUAGAUCAGAACGGUCAACCGAUCUUCAACGGCUACCGGCCGGCAGCUUCGUUACAUCUCCACUUUAACCAUGUAAGCAACCAUUCGUCCUCCCAUCUAAUCACUCAUAAAUAUAUGACAACUGACCACGGUUGAUAGUGCAUUAUACUUACGACUC
Messenger RNA from Xylona heveae TC161, 1706 nucleotides. RefSeq lists its product as hypothetical. The record is from RefSeq and is a predicted model, not a curated record. Gene Ontology annotation, molecular function: DNA-binding transcription factor activity, RNA polymerase II-specific; zinc ion binding; sequence-specific DNA binding. Bases 188 to 1684 code for a protein of 498 amino acids. Lineage: Eukaryota; Fungi; Ascomycota; Xylonomycetes; Xylonales; Xylonaceae. Gene Ontology annotation, cellular component: nucleus. Gene Ontology annotation, biological process: DNA-templated transcription; positive regulation of transcription by RNA polymerase II. The transcript is spliced from 4 exons.